AUGGGCCAGCUCAGUCAUUUAUUACCAGAGAAAACAAUAUCUGAAAAAGCCUUGGAUUCUAAACGGUGUCGACCAGCGGUCAGGCAAAUGGGACUUUUGACAGAUCCACGCCAGCGGCGACGCUUUGUUCUCAUCAUUUCUCGUUAUAACAAUCGUCUGUGUGCCUUGUUCUACAUCUCUGGUCUUCUCUGGUUCCUUGGCCUGGCAUAUGUCUAUCUUAAUGCUGGAACUUAUUUCUCAGAGAAUGCACUUUUGCCAGGUUUGGUUGAAGGGGAAUUUUAUACGGAGGCUGAUGUGAAACUGUACAAGAAUGAGAUGAAACAAGAAAUGGAGAAAGAUAAAAGGUUGUUGUCUCGGGAAUGGCUGUUCUCAAAAUUUGAAGAACUUGGUUUGGAAGUUCAUGUGCAAAACUAUUCUGUAAAAUAUCCACUGCAAUUGCUGGGAGAUCAGAAUGUCCCUGGCCAAAAUGUGUAUGCCAUUUUGCGGGCUCCCAGGGCAAGUAGCACUGAGGCUGUUGUCUUAUCAGCUCCUGUGCGCUCCCAAAGCAUGAUAACCAAAUCACUAACAGACACCAGUGGUGGAAUUGCCUUGAUGCUUGCUUUAACAAAAUUCUUUAAAAAGCAGACAUACUGGUCAAAAGAUAUCAUUUUUUUGUUUACUCAGCAUGAACAUAUUGGAAUGCAAGCCUGGUUAGAUGGUUACCAUCAAGUCCAGUCUUCUGAAUAUAUAUUUCCUGGCACUGUGUGGGGUCGUAGUGGCUCUAUUCAAGCUGCUCUGAACCUGGAGAUUCCCCCAGAAAAAGUGGCUUAUUACAACAUUAAGAUAGAAGGUUUGAAUGGACAACUCCCAAACCUGGAUCUUGUCAACCUUGUAGUGCGGCUGUGUCGAAGGGAAGGAGCCGCUAUUAGACUUCACAAUCAGUAUGACUACCAUGACUCUGAAAGUUUUAAUGGUUUUAAACACUCUCUGUUGACAAUGUUGCGCAUGAUGAAGACACAAGCAUCUGGUUCCCCUUCUGGCAAUCAUGGACUCUUCCAUCGAUAUCACAUUGAGGCUGUCACGCUUCAAGGAAUGAGUCGAGUUCAUGGACAUAAGAAUUUUGGCCUCAUGGUCACUGGCCGCAUUGUGGAAGGUAUAUUCCGUAGCCUAAACAAUCUUUUAGAGCGAUUUCACCAGUCUUUCUUUUUCUACAUCAUGCCAGCCACCAAUCGCUACAUUUCCAUUGGUCUGUACAUGCCUCCUUUUAGUUUAAUGGCUGCUGCUGGAUUGAUAAAAGCAAUUGCCAUGUGGAUUGGCCCUGAAAAAUCAGCACAAGAAGAAAACACAGACACAAAGAAACAAAGUAGCAAAUCAGAAGAGAAGGAAAAAAGUGAAUCUGAAACGCAAUCUAGUGCUGAGGUGAAGAAAGAAAGUGAAGAGGAAGAAAUUCCUGAAGCAGCUUCUACAAAUUUACUCAAUGAAGAGGAGGAGGAAGAUGAUGAUGAUAAUGAUGACGACGACGAUGAUGAUGAUGUCAUUGCUCAUGACCUGGAAAAGGCUGAGGGUACAACAAAAUCUCGAGACAUAUUAUCCAUUAUUCCAGUUCUUCUUUUGAGUUACCUGAUGGGUUUGAUGACUUACUACUCACCUGAGAUAUUUAGCCGACAGACAAGGCAACUCCAAAUUCAGACUGAUGAAGCAGUCACAUAUGGAUUACUUGCACUCUUUUGUGCAUGUCUCUUCUUCCCCAGAUUCAUCUCAAAAAAAACCAGUGAACUGGACACUGGUUUCCAAGUGGACUGGCCAUUACUAAAGUGUGUGGCUCUCAUUUUCCAAGCUGUUAUCCUUUUUUCCAUUGCUUUGAUGAACAUCUCACUUGCUUUUUUCUUGGCUGCUGCCAUGGUUCCUGUAUCUACAAUGGUACAACCAGUGUCAAACAAAAUUGUGCGGUGCCUUCAAUCAUUGCUGCUGCUGCUUGUCUCUCCUCCUGUACUUGUCUACCUGGGCUCUGUCAUCACAGUUUUGGAUGACCAGUGGCCCAAAUCCAGCUUUGAUCUUCUAACAAGUGCCUGGAACCUGAUGCGGGACACUACUCUCCUCAGCAUUCUGGAUUAUUCUUUGCUCUCUUGCUGGACUUACCCAGUUUUUUGUUUUGCCAUUUACCCCAAUUGGAUCAUGUUGUGGGGUGUUUCACGGAUGAGAAUUGAAGGCCUACUAAGUUAA
Molecule: messenger RNA, 2202 nt
Organism: Acanthosepion pharaonis
Lineage: Eukaryota; Metazoa; Mollusca; Cephalopoda; Sepiida; Sepiidae
Source: the annotation of a GenBank genome assembly